AUGUCCGACCGACCGAUAUCCGGGCGGCCGCUGCCGUCUUCCUUUGACGGCAAUGAUAUACAAGGGCUCACAUGGGGCUCGCGCAGGGAUUUCUACAACGAAUCUUCGUCUCAGAAGGUGUUCCGGAAGCUCAAGGAGGAGCCAUUGGUUCCGAUCGGUUGCAUACUCACCAUCGCCGCGUUCACGAAUGCCUGGCGAGCGAUGCGCCGCGGUGACCACCACAAAGUUCAGCGCAUGUUCCGAGCCCGUGUCGCGGCGCAGGGUUUCACGGUGCUGGCCAUGGUCGGCGGCGGCAUGUACUACGCCGAGGACCGCAGCAAGCGGAAGGAGCUCUUGAAACUGGAGCAGCAGCAGGCGGCCGAGGAGAAGCGUCAAAAAUGGAUCAAAGAGCUGGAGGCACGCGAUGAGGAAGAGAAGGCGCUCCAGGAGAUGAUGGACAAGAAACGGAAGCGGGCCUCAGAACGCACGGCGCGCACCGAAACUGGGUCCGAGGGGAUCGCGGCACAAGCGAGAGCCGCUUUCAAGGAGAAGGCUGGCAAGGGCGAGAAAGCGGGCACAGAGAAGACCGAAGCCCCUGGCCAACCAGCCGAUAGCGAGAAGAAGUCUGGUAGUUCUGGGUUCCUCGGGGGUUGGUUCGGUGGUUCAAGCAAGACGCCGGAAGCUCCAGCCAAGGACACAAAAGACCAGAAGCCCAACUCCUCGAGCUCGAGCUGAUCGGAUACAGGCCGAGACAUCACGACCCUUCGGCGUGUAAGUGUACGCCGCAGUGUGCAUAAAAUGUGUAAUAUAUCAAACAAAUUCGGCGUUCGGGUCUACGGAAUCACAGCUUCUUAGUUCGCUUUUCCGCCCUUUCGAGAAGG
Chaetomium fimeti is the source of this 860-nucleotide messenger RNA. RefSeq names its product altered inheritance of mitochondria protein 31, mitochondrial. The coding region runs from base 1 to 714 and encodes 237 amino acids. NCBI's taxonomy places the organism in Eukaryota, Fungi, Ascomycota, Sordariomycetes, Sordariales, Chaetomiaceae. Gene Ontology annotation, biological process: mitochondrial respirasome assembly. The transcript has 2 exons. The record is from RefSeq and is a predicted model, not a curated record. Gene Ontology annotation, cellular component: mitochondrion.